CUCCACGAAAGACUGUGUAUCGGCUAGAUGCCGUCAACCUAUCUUGCCAAAAACGUCGAAACUUUUAUGUGAGAAGAUCAAACAUAUUUGUGUGUUUCGCUAACGACGAGAAGUGGAUGACUGUUCAUACGAAUCGUUUGUGAAAUCUAUGAAAAGAUGUUGCGGCUCUUAGGUUUUCUUCUAUUGAUCGCUGGAGCAAAUUGCUUGUAUGCGUCUAAUUCAGCUGUAAUUGAUCUUAGACCAAAUAAUUUUGAUAAUCUAGUGUUAAAUAGCGAUCAUAUUUGGAUAGUUGAAUUCUAUGCGCCAUGGUGUGGACAUUGCCAACAGUUAACACCUGAAUAUGACAAAGCUGCUACUGCAUUAAAGGGUGUUGUAAAAGUUGGCGCAGUAAAUGCUGAUGAGCACAAAUCACUCGGAAGUAAAUAUGGCAUUAGUGGUUUUCCAACAAUCAAGAUUUUUGGACUUGAUAGCAAACCAGAAGAUUUCAAUGGUCCAAGAACUGCAGCAGGCAUCGUUGAUGCUGCAUUAAAUGCCGCUAGUCAAAAAGUUCGAAGAACCUUAGGUGGCAGAAAGACAGGAAGUGAUUCAAAGAGUAAAGAUUCUAAAGAUGUAAUAGAAUUGACAGAUGAAAACUUUGAAAAAUUGGUUUUAAAUUCUGAAGAUAUGUGGCUGAUUGAAUUUUAUGCCCCUUGGUGUGGCCAUUGUAAAAAUCUAGCUCCUGAAUGGGCAACAGCAGCUACUGAACUGAAGGGCAAAGUAAAGCUGGGAGCUUUGGAUGCCACAGUAAACACAUUGAAGGCCAGUAAAUAUGAGAUCAAAGGCUAUCCUACCAUUAAAUAUUUUGCACCAGGCAAAAAAGACGCUGAUUCGGUGCAGGAAUAUGAUGGCGGCCGUACAAGUAGCGAUAUUGUAAACUGGGCACUUGAGAAAUUAGCCGAGAAUAUUCCAGCACCAGAAGUGAUACAAAUCAUAUCUGAACAGAGUCUAAAGACUGCUUGUGAAGACAAACCGAUCUGCAUUGUGUCUGUCUUGCCACACAUCCUGGAUUGUCAAUCUGAUUGCAGAAAUGGAUAUUUGAAGACUCUAAAUAGUCUCGGAGAGAAAUUCAAGAAAAAGAUGUGGGGAUGGACAUGGGCCGAAGCUGGUACUCAACCGCAUGUAGAAGAGGCAUUAGAAAUCGGAGGUUUCGGUUAUCCUGCAUUAGCAGCCGUAAACAUCAAGAAAAUGAAGUAUUCCUUAUUAAAGGGUAGUUUCUCAUAUGAGGGAAUAAACGAAUUCCUACGAGACUUGAGUUACGGCAGAGGUGGCACCGCGCCUUUGAAAGGUGCUCAAUUGCCUGUUAUACUUAAAACGACACCUUGGGAUGGCAAAGAUGCUGAACCUCCACAAGAAGAAGAGAUCGAUCUUAGCGACGUUGAUCUAGACGAGAAAGAUGAGCUAUAAUUUACAGAAAGCCAAAUUUUUUUAAAAGAAUUUAUCACAUACAAAGAACAUUGUCUCUAAUCAAGCUGAUAUUAAGAAUGUUAAGUGCAGAUUGAUAGAAAUUUUGCACAGAAAUUUACUUUAUAUUACUGUAGACUUAAUAUAUAUACUUAUAAUAUUCUACCUUGAUUAAUGACGAUUUCUUAGUGAAAUAUGAUAAAAAAACAAUUCCUUUAUUUGCUAAUUUUUGUACAAAGAUUUAACAUCAGUAUAUGAGUCUCUUCUAAGGAAGAUCAAUUCUCAGGUGCAAUUAACCAGUUUUGUAAAAAAGUGUUUAAAUAAUUCUUCCAAAACCAAUUUUAUAGACUUUAUUGUAUCACUUUAAGAAAAUUAAAUUAGCUUAAGUUUAGUAUAAAUAUAUGAUGUAAAUUUGCAUAUUAUUUUUACUGUUCCCUUCGAUACAAUGCAUUUGGGAAAAGAUAAGUCAUUUAAAAAUUGUACUACAUGUAUCAUGAUGCAUUUAUGAGCCUACUUACUAUUUAUUAACAAAGUAGGUUAUUUAAAACACAUACAAAGUUUAUGUAAAGUCAUAUAGUUUCUUAUUUGUAAUAAAUAUACAUCAUACAUU
Molecule: messenger RNA, 2050 nt
Organism: Linepithema humile (Argentine ant)
Lineage: Eukaryota; Metazoa; Arthropoda; Insecta; Hymenoptera; Formicidae
Gene: CaBP1
Product: Protein disulfide-isomerase A6 homolog CaBP1
Biological process (GO): response to endoplasmic reticulum stress
Cellular component (GO): endoplasmic reticulum lumen
Molecular function (GO): protein-disulfide reductase activity; protein disulfide isomerase activity
Source: RefSeq, a predicted model, not a curated record